This is a messenger RNA of Amorphotheca resinae ATCC 22711, 720 nucleotides long. RefSeq lists its product as hypothetical. The transcript has 2 exons. The coding region runs from base 1 to 720 and encodes 239 amino acids. The record is from RefSeq and is a predicted model, not a curated record. Gene Ontology annotation, biological process: Golgi vesicle transport. Gene Ontology annotation, cellular component: membrane. Lineage: Eukaryota; Fungi; Ascomycota; Leotiomycetes; Helotiales; Amorphothecaceae.
AUGAUGUCCUCAACGAACGAAGAUGAUCCCUUCCUCCAAGUGCAAGCGGACGUGCUCGCCCAACUCACCUCUACCCGCGCGCUCUUCACCUCCUACCUCCGCAUCCGCUCCCUCAGCACCACGACCGGCAAGAUCUCCCCCGAACUAGCAUCCGCGCGCAAGGAGCUCGAAUCCUCCUUGACCAUCCUCGCCGAAGACCUCGCCGACCUCGUCGCCUCAGUCAGCGCCGCCCAGGACGACCCUUACAAGUACGGGCUCGAGAUCGAGGAGGUGAGCCGCCGCAAACGCCUCGUCGAUGAGGUCGGUGGCGAGGUCGAGGAUAUGCGGGAGGAGCUGGCGCGGUCUGCGCAGGGCCAGGCGAACGCGGCUGCGCUGGAGCAGCCCGCAAGGGACGACGAUGGGCGCGAUUAUGCGGGCCAGUUCGAGCAUCAACAGCAGCUGACGAUGAUGCGCGAGCAGGAUGCGGAUCUGGACGGCGUGUUCCGCACGGUGGGCACUCUGCGGCAGCAAGCCGAUGACAUGGGGCGCGAGCUGGAAGAGCAGGCUUAUAUCCUGGAUGAGACGGAUAGGCUCGCGGAUCGCGUAGGAGGCAGGCUGCAAGGCGGGUUGAGGAAGAUGGGGGAGGUGGUAAGGAGGAAUGAGGAUGGCUUGAGUAGCUUCUGUAUCGCGCUGUUGAUAUUCGUGCUCAUUCUGCUGUUAAUAUUGGUUCUGGUGCUUUAG